This is a messenger RNA of Chaetura pelagica (chimney swift), 1323 nucleotides long. RefSeq names its product MACRO domain containing 2 (gene MACROD2). The record is from RefSeq and is a predicted model, not a curated record. Gene Ontology annotation, biological process: peptidyl-glutamate ADP-deribosylation; purine nucleoside metabolic process; DNA damage response. Gene Ontology annotation, molecular function: ADP-ribosylglutamate-[protein] hydrolase activity. The transcript is spliced from 17 exons. Gene Ontology annotation, cellular component: nucleoplasm. Bases 1 to 1323 code for a protein of 440 amino acids. Lineage: Eukaryota; Metazoa; Chordata; Aves; Apodiformes; Apodidae.
AUGACCUUGGAAGAAAGGCGCAAGGAGUACUCAAGGGAAUAUGUUGCAUUGAAAGCUAUUCCGACGUGGAUGGAAGACUUAAAAAGUAAAAGCGAAAACGACGGUGAAAACGUUAAAGAAGAUCUGCAGGGGAAGAAAAAUCUGAGCGAGAAAGUCUCUCUGUAUAGAGGUGAUAUCACCCUGCUCGAGGUGGAUGCCAUUGUUAAUGCUGCUAAUUCCAGCCUUCUUGGAGGUGGAGGAGUGGAUGGCUGCAUACACAGAGCUGCUGGGCCCUGCUUAGUUGCUGAAUGUCGCAACCUGAGUGGCUGUGAGACUGGACAAGCAAAAAUUACAUGUGGAUAUGAACUACCAGCAAAAUAUGUGAUUCAUACUGUUGGGCCAAUUGCAAGAGGCCAUCUCACUGACACUCAUAAAGAAAACUUGGCAAAUUGCUAUAAAUCGUCUCUGAAACUGGCAAAAGAGAACAACAUCAGAUCAAUUGCAUUUCCCUGUAUUUCAACAGGAAUUUAUGGUUUUCCAAAUGAGCCUGCUGCUGUCAUUGCCCUAAACACUACUAAGGAAUGGCUAAGCAAGAAUCACAAUGAGGUGGAUCGUAUCAUCUUCUGUGUCUUUUUGGAGGUUGACUACAAAAUUUUUAAGAAGAAAAUGGGCGAGUUUUUCCCUCUAGAUGAUGCUAAUGAAGAAGGGACUGAGAUGAGUGAAGAGACGGAGCGAUUGGAACAAAAAAGCCAGCCUCCAUCUCCCACAAAGAGCAAAGCAGAGCAGCCUGAGGACCUGCAAGGUGAUGCUGAGGGUGGUGACAGCACUGAGGAGAAGCAAAACGCUGAAGAAACCAAGGCCCAGAGCCAAGAAGCAGAUGAGACAAAACCUUCAGCUGUAGCCAGCCUAUCAUCAUCAGAAGAAAGAGAGCUGAGUGAGGAUAAAGACUCCCUGAAAGACUCCAAAGGCACACAGGAGAGUGACCCAGUGCAUCCUGUGGGAUAUGAACAAGAUCAAGCCGAAGGACAGCAGGGUCUUUCUGCAGAAGAGGAGGUGAAAACUGGGGCAGAUUCCCAAAGCUCCUGCAUGGAAGUAGAAGAGCCCUUGUCAAACCAAGAAGACACAACAGAAGUUAAGAUACCUUUGAUUCAUGGUGCAGAGGAAAAAGAAGGAGGAGGAAAUGAAGAAAAAGAAGGAGGGAUGCAAGGGGAAGAGGAAACUUCUGGGGAGCCUAUGAAAGUUGACCUUGCAUGCGAAGCAGCAGAUGUUUCAAUUAACGAUGCUGAAAUGAAUAGUCAAGUUGAAAGUAUAAAUGAUCCUACAGAAACAAAGCAGGAAGCUUAA